UGAGUGGUGCCAGGGCUGAUGGCUCUGCUCCCAGACUGCUCCCGCCCCAGCCUGGCCCGGCCGCCCUUCCUGCCCUCCAGCGCCUCCAUGAACAUGCCGCACUCCUUUGGUUCUGCGGGUGGGACGGUGCUGGGGGACAGUCCCCCUCCCACCAGCCCCAACAGCACCAAGCGACCACUCCCCAUCUCUUCCACCAUGCCUGCCACUGAGCGCUGCUGGCCCAUCCGCCCCACGCUGCGCAAUGAGCUCGACACCUUCUCCGUCCACUUCUACAUCUUCUUUGGGCCCAACGUGUCAGUGCCACCCGACCGUCCUGCCAUCUUUGUCAUCAACCUCCUGCCGGUGCUGGACAGUGGCGGGGUGCUCAACCUGGAGCUGCGGCUCAAUGUGAGCUCCCUAUGUGGUGAGAAUGUGACAGUGUUUGGCUGUUUGAACCAUGAGGUCCCACUAACAUCCGGUGACAACACAUCAGUUACCUGUGAGACAGAGUCCCUGGCAGGCUUCCUGCUCUCUGUCAACGCCACAGCCAGCCUGAGCCGCCUGCGCAUCCCUUACCCCCAGACGGGCAGCUGGUACCUGAGCCUGCGCUCCCUCUGUGCCACAGAGCAUGGGUUCGAGCCUUGCACCAAUGUGACAGCUGAGGUCUACCUGCGUGCCUACCUCUCACCCUGCAUCAACGACUGUGGCAUCUAUGGGCAGUGCAAGCUGCUGCGUACCAACAAUUAUUUGUAUGCAGCCUGUGAGUGCAAAGCUGGAUGGAAUGGCUGGGGCUGCACUGACAAUGCCGAGGCAUUCUCCUAUGGUUUCCAGCUCCUCUCCACUCUGCUGCUCUGCCUCAGCAAUGUCAUGUUUGUGCCUCCCGUGGCCAUUGCUGUGCGCAGUCACUACCUCCUGGAAGCUGCUGUCUACAUCUUCACAAUGUUCUUCUCCACUUUUUAUCAUGCCUGUGACCAGCCAGGCAUCGUGGUGUUCUGCAUCAUGGACUAUGAUGUGCUGCAGUUCUGUGACUUCCUGGGUUCCCUCAUGUCUGUCUGGGUCACUGUCAUUGCCAUGGCCCGGCUGCAGCCUGUGGUCAAGCAGGUGCUGUACCUUCUGGGGGCCAUGCUCCUCUCCAUGGCACUACAGAUGGACCGCCAUGGGCUAUGGAACCUGCUGGGACCCAGCCUCUUUGCCUUGGGCAUCAUGGCCAUUGCUUGGACAGCUCGCUCCAUCCGUCGCCGCCACUGCUACCCACCCACCUGGAAACGCUGGGCGUUCUACCUGUGCCCAGGUGCACUGAUUGCAAUGGCUGCCGUGCUGCUCUAUGCCUUCGUGGAGACAGAGGAGAACUACUUCUACAUUCACAGUAUCUGGCACCUGCUCAUCGCCGGCAGUGUGGGCUUCCUGCUGCCACCCCGCGCCAAGCCCAGCGGGCGCCUGGGGCCACUGCCCCGCCGUAAGGGCUGUGGGUACCAGCUCUGCGUCAAUGAACAGGAGGAGCUGGGGCUCGUUGAUCCAGCGGUGGCCUCCAUCAACAGCAUUUGCACCAGCUGAUGCUACCAGUGCACUGGACUCAGGCAGGGAUGGUGACACAGGGAAAAGCAGGACUCCUCCGGGCUGCGCACAGCUGUCCCAGUGUCACAAUUACAGCCUGGUUGAACUUGUCAGCAGGCAUUGCUUGCUACUCCAUCUGGCACAGGAGUGCCCCUGUCCCCACUACCUUCAGCCCCCCUGGACACCUUGGUGCCCUGCAUGUGACUGUCCCCACCCCAUAGUGCUGGAGCUGUGACAUCCCUGCUACUGCCACCAGCCCUGGGCAGCUGCAGGGCACUGAGCCUUUCUGGAAGAGGGCAGUGCAUGCGCUGGGCCCCCAGAUCUGCUUACAGAUGUCUCAGCCUCUGAGCAGGAGGUUGGGGGAAAGGUGUUCGUGGGGGGACACAAUGAC
Molecule: messenger RNA, 1924 nt
Organism: Meleagris gallopavo (turkey)
Lineage: Eukaryota; Metazoa; Chordata; Aves; Galliformes; Phasianidae
Source: RefSeq, a predicted model, not a curated record